Messenger RNA from Fusarium verticillioides 7600, 1443 nucleotides. RefSeq lists its product as hypothetical. Lineage: Eukaryota; Fungi; Ascomycota; Sordariomycetes; Hypocreales; Nectriaceae. The record is from RefSeq and is a predicted model, not a curated record. The transcript is spliced from 2 exons. Gene Ontology annotation, molecular function: oxidoreductase activity, acting on paired donors, with incorporation or reduction of molecular oxygen; monooxygenase activity; heme binding. Bases 1 to 1443 code for a protein of 480 amino acids.
AUGUUUCUCUCUUUGAUACCCAUCCUCUCCAUUGUGCUCUUAGCCUUUGUGCUCAGAGCUGCGUUCAACUACUACCGUGGUCCACUUUCACCCCUUCCUGGACCAUGGUACACCCACUUCACUGGUCUUCCACUGCUAUACACCAGGGCAGUUGGCACCAGUCGUCAGCAUCUUCGUCAUAUUCACAAAGUCCACGGUCCAGUAGUCAGAGUUGGACCUAAAGAGGUCUCGAUUAACAGCGUUGAUGGCUACUACAAAGUGCACGGUGUGGGUAGCCACUGCCUGAAAGCACCCGUCUUUGACCAUAUCCGCUUCAGCCAUUCAUCUAUGCUCUUCACCAUGCGAGAUCCUCGUAUCCACUCUGAGCGCAAACGCAUCAUUGGAAGAGGCUUCGCAUCGAUGAAGGAAGAGCAAGAAGUGAAGAUUCAACGGCUGGCUAGCAAGGCGGUAGCGAACAUCAAGAACGAGGCCGAGAAAGGGCAGGCCGAUGUCUACAAAUGGUGGCGCUGUCUGGCUGUUGAUGUCGUCAGCGAAAUGUCUUUCGGCAAAUCAUUCAACUUGUUGCAUUCGGGGGGGAAAGGCCUGCCACUCUAUACAGCUUUGAGCAACGCUGGUCCUUGUGUUGUUUUCCAAGCAGUACUCCCCCGAGGGCUCAUAUCUCUAUUCAAGUGGUCUCCUGUUACCUGGCUGAGAGAUGUCGGCCAAGUCAGUGAGACCAUCUUCAAUCGAGUAACAGCAGCCCUAGGAGAACUGCGAUCUUCAUCAAAUUGCGGCCCCAGCAUUGCCCGUCACUUGUUGAGUAAAGAGGUGAAGGGCAAGACACCUAGCUUGAACGACGAUGAGUUGAGCUCUGAGAUUGGCAUGCUUCUUGUUGCGGGCUCGGAUAGUACGGCAGCUACUUUGACAUAUGCAACAUGGGAGAUCGUUAGAGAUCCUCAACUCCGGAGACAGAUCGAGGAGGAGGUGGGCAGCUUGCCUGUGAAUUUCACUGCUAAGGAUGUUGAUAUUCUACCCCUCUUGAAUAGUGUCUUGGAAGAGGUUCUUAGGAUGUAUAAUCCAGCAGGAGCACUAGUAGAGAGACUCGUACCUCCGAGUGGGAUAUCUGUUCAUGACUGGGACAUCCCUGGAGGUAUAAUGGUCUACACUACUGGAUGGCUCGUUUCCCGCCUUGAAGAUGUCUUUCCAGAGCCGGAUAGAUUUAUCGCUACCAGGUUCCUGAAUCCAACACCAGAAAUUAAACGAGCGCAUGUCCCUUUCAACAUCGGUGCGAGGAGGUGCGUUGGUAUGCAUGUGGCUCGGAUGGAAAUCCUUGUCACUUUGGCCAUGCUUUUCCGCGAAUGUAGAGGCUUAAAGUUACACCAUGGUAUGACGAAUGAGAUGAUGACACAAGUUGGGGAGUUCUUUAUAGUUCCCAAAGCAGGACAGUGCAAUAUCGGUAUUUGA